GGGGGGCGGGGGCCGGUCCCAGAAGAUGGCGGAGGCGGGGGGUUCCAUGUAGGUCCUAUUUCAGGACGAAACUUGAUACCGUUGAACACAGAUCUACUUUAUUUCUACACAGAGUUGGCUGGGAAACCACUUCUUUUUUUCUUUCCCUUUUUUUUUUAUUUGGUUGCCAGUUUGCUGAACUUAUGAAACCAUGGCAGAAGGAGAGACGGAAUCACCGGGGCCUAAAAAACGUGGCCCCUAUAUCUCGUCCAUCACUAGCCGAGGCAUGAACUUGAUGAUUCGAGGAGUGGUGCUGUUCUUCAUUGGAGUAUUUCUCGCACUGGUGUUAAAUUUGCUCCAGAUUCAGAGAAAUGUGACUCUCUUUCCACCCGAUGUGAUCGCCAGCAUCUUCUCCUCAGCAUGGUGGGUACCACCUUGUUGUGGCACAGCCUCAGCUGUGAUUGGGUUAUUAUACCCCUGCAUUGACAGGCAUCUGGGAGAACCACAUAAAUUUAAAAGAGAGUGGUCCAGUGUAAUGCGGUGUGUAGCCGUCUUUGUUGGUAUAAAUCAUGCCAGUGCUAAGGUGGAUUUUGAUAACAACAUACAGUUGUCUCUCACACUGGCUGCACUCUCCAUUGGCCUGUGGUGGACUUUUGAUAGAUCUCGGAGUGGUUUUGGCCUUGGAGUGGGAAUUGCCUUCCUGGCAACCUUGAUCACUCAACUGCUAGUCUAUAAUGGUGUUUAUCAAUACACAUCUCCAGAUUUUCUCUACGUUCGUUCUUGGUUACCUUGUAUAUUUUUUGCUGGCGGCAUAACGAUGGGGAACAUUGGUCGACAGCUGGCAAUGUAUGAAUGCAAGGUAAUCGCAGAAAAAUCUCAUCAAGAAUGAAGAAGGCAAACAUAUAUCUUUUGUACAGAAAAACAAGAUGAAAAGGGCAUGUAAAUAAUAGAUAUGUCAAUGAAACUUUGGACUGUAAAAUUGCCAGAAUGCAGUUUUUCUCUUGAUUGGUAUAUAUACACUCAUACAAACAUACUACACACACAUAAUUCUGCAAUCUGUGAUUGCUUUAUCUGUAAAUCAGUUACAAACCUCUAUGUAUUUGACUUAAAUAACUGUAAAAAUAUAUAUAUAUGAACUGCAUUAAAAAGAAUGUUGAUUAAUAGAUGAAAUUUUUAAAUUAAUUUUUUAAUGUACCAUAUAUUGCAUCACAGGGUUGUCGUGCCAAAAUAUUCUGUUAUUGCCAUAUAAGAGUGCUUUGAAUAAUUUAUUAACUUAGUGAAAUGAAAUCAGAGGAGAAGCCAGGAAAAAAAAAAGUAAAUAGGGAACUGGUAUAUUUUUUUCUUUUUCACUUAUUGUUGUGCCUUUAAAUGUUUCCUAAUCAGAUCAGUAUCAGUGUGGGUACCCUAGUGUCUAUUUUCAUGUCACAUCAGAUAGCUUUGGGUGUUUUAAUAUAAAACAAAAAAGAACUUCCACAGAAUGUCUUCAAAUCUUCAUUACUGGAGAGAAUAAUCUUUUGUUCUGACAAAAGACUGGAAGUAAAAGUGUUUAGCGGGUGGUAUUAACAUUAAAUUGUUUUGUGUCUAAAUCUAAAAGUCUGUAUAUUAAAAAAAGUAAAUACCACUGGGGAAUUUAACUAGAAGACAUAUUUUAAAAAUGCCAGACGCGCUUCUGUGGUGACACGAUGUUGUGCGUUAACUCUUCUCUGCAGUGCUUUUGUACACAGAACACGUGUGACUCUAAGCAGCCCAAAAGGAAAAAAUUAAAUCUCCUGGAUUCUGUUCUUGGAUUCUGUAAAGAAAAUCAUUUUAGCUGGACCAGGCCUUAUCACUGAUUGUCAGUAAAAUGCCAUCUAGGGAAUGGAUGGGCUAGUAAAUAUGCCCGUUAGUGACUAGUUCAAGUUUGUUUAAGAAUAUAUUCCAGUGCGGAUUGUGCAUGUUAAAGAUCUUGAUAACAGAUACAUGCAUAUCUUUCCAACAACUUGAGCCACUUAAAUGUGAUUUAAACACAUUCUUAGCUAACUUUUGUCCCAGUUUUUAUUUUUGAAGUUGAUACAUGUGUUCAGUUGUUCAUACACAAGGGCAAAGUUUUCUGUAUAUUCUGCAUAUUUUGGAGAGAAAGAUAUCUAUAUAUAUACAUAUAUAUGUAUAUAUACACAUAUGUACAUAUAUAUAAAGAGAGUGUGUGUUAUAUUGAGAGAGAGAGAAUAUAUUUGUAUAUGUUUAAGUGCAUGUGCCCAUACUCUCUUGAAGUGUUGAUUCGAUAUGUUUAUUUUUGGUUUUAAAACUGUUGCUGUCAGACUGAGCUCUUGUAUGCCAAACCUUAAUCUGCUUUUAUGUUUUAAGGCCGAAAGUGUGAAAAUCCUAAAAGGAUUUCAUAUUGAACAUAUGUACACAAUCUUAACUAUAGUGGUAGUAAAUAUACUGCUAUAAUUUAUUGUUCUAUCUUCCAGAUACUGUUAUUCAUUUAGAACAAAUAAAGUAUAUUUUUAGAAUCAACUUUGUAAGCACUAUAAAUCUUUAAUAAGUUAUAAGGUCGAUGAUGUGUUUACUUUGAAAAUUGCUGUUAAAGGCAAGAUGUAUUAAAUAUGUAAUUAUC
Molecule: messenger RNA, 2575 nt
Organism: Sorex fumeus (smoky shrew)
Lineage: Eukaryota; Metazoa; Chordata; Mammalia; Eulipotyphla; Soricidae
Gene: INSIG2
Product: insulin induced gene 2
Exons: 6
Coding region: 191-868 (225 amino acids)
Biological process (GO): SREBP signaling pathway; cholesterol biosynthetic process; cellular response to insulin stimulus
Cellular component (GO): SREBP-SCAP-Insig complex; endoplasmic reticulum
Source: RefSeq, a predicted model, not a curated record